AUGGCUUCUACCUCCUACCCCUCAACCUGGCUCCAAUGCCCCCCACUCCACCCGCUAGGCCCAGUGCUCACGGCCGCGGGGCUCGGCUCCGGUAAAAACACCUCGAGAACACGUCCCACAUCCAAGACGUAUCAAGUCGCGACACCUUCAGCACACGGGAGCAGGUUGCGCGGCCACGGGCCGCGUUGCAGGGACCGGCGCGUUGCCCAGGCGAUACCCGUGUCGCCAGCAUUUCAACCUCCUGGCGCCCUACGCGUCACCCUCCACGUGCCUGUGGAUGCACCCACUUUGCUAGACAAUGGGACUUCGUCCCAGGCUCCCAUCGACGCCCUCAGUAUCCGUCCUCUAUCCGCCAUCGUUCCGUGCCCAGACCUCCGCGCCGCCAUGUCCACUCCCUGGUCCAGCCAGUUUACGAUGCGCACUUCAUUUGAGAGCACCGAUGUGUUCAUAAGCGAAACUCUCCGCCUUGGGCGCGAAGUCGACGCCGAAGAGUCCUACCGCCAAGUUUGGCUCUCGGUAGUCCGAUUCGACGUAACCAAAUACGUCUUUAUCGCGUACGAGAUGCACGAUGGCUCCAGAGUCGACCCGAUCGAUGUCGCGGUGGUGUUGGCAUUUCCCCACGACAAAAUCAAGAUCGUUGUCUCCGAGAUUUCCUCCAUCAAGAUGCUCGGCAUUGUCGCUGAAUAUUCCAGUGACGAUGAGGGCGGCAAGAUGACCAUGUUCGAGUCCGCGGGUGGAAACACCCGCCUCCUCGCUCACAUCGCAUUCUCCGUCACAGGCUCCCGGAGCUGCGGCAGCGCCAGGUCGUGUGCAAUUUCCACACAUGCCCACCAUUCGUCCUGCGGCAUCCCCUGGUAUUCCAUGCACCACGGAGUGUCCCGAAAGCGGGCGGAAACACAACUGGGUGGCACUCUCCCAAUCCCCCACCUUCCUGGACGCCUCCCAGAGGGCAUCAGCAUUCGCGCCUGCAGCUCGCGCAACGAGCUCCAGCACCACGGGCUUCAUGUCCACGAGAACAAGCGGCAGGGCGAGUCGCGCGUCGUUUCUGGCGCGGAGGCGGGCCGGGCGCGCAACGAGCGCAUCGUCGAGCAGUUCAAGGGCCUGCAGGGGAUCGACUCCGGCUUGGACGAGGCACGUGCGGCCGUCCGGGCGAUCUACAGCGAGAUCCUCGACCAUCCGUUCAAAGACGGAGAGAGCGAGCUCUGA
Molecule: messenger RNA, 1206 nt
Organism: Epithele typhae
Lineage: Eukaryota; Fungi; Basidiomycota; Agaricomycetes; Polyporales; Epitheliaceae
Exons: 9
Coding region: 1-1206 (401 amino acids)
Source: RefSeq, a predicted model, not a curated record